Molecule: messenger RNA, 1700 nt
Organism: Rhodamnia argentea
Lineage: Eukaryota; Viridiplantae; Streptophyta; Magnoliopsida; Myrtales; Myrtaceae
Product: E3 ubiquitin-protein ligase RNF8-like
Exons: 2
Coding region: 201-1430 (409 amino acids)
Source: RefSeq, a predicted model, not a curated record
UCUCCCUCCCAACCAUUUCCCUCUCCUUCCUUUCUCUCUCUCUCUUUCUUUCUCUCUGCAACUGCUCACGCGCCAACGCCGAAAGCCCGAUCCAGAGGAAAGAGAGGAGCGAGCGCCGGUGAACGGAAAGGAGCUCGAACCCAACCGAGCAAGUCGAGAGCGGAGAAGUCAGGAGGCGGCUCCCCGACGGUGAUCGCCAAAUGUCAUUGAUCGACGGCUCAUUGAACCGUCGAAAUUCUAUCAGAGGAAAGGAAGAAGGUGGCGGCAGCUUCCUUGGAAGCGGACGGCGAGACCUAGCUGGAUUGACUCUAGACGACGUUCUAGGCACGGACAGGAAAUUGGGUCCUACGGCCUCGGUGGCUCAGAUCACCCGCACUCUCCUUGAGGUAAUCCGCGACGACCCUGAGGGAGGCUCCUUCCCGGACCUCAUUAGCCAAAAGGACAAGAAGAGCUGGAGAUCUUUCAAGGAAAGGCUACGACGCAGGCGUGAAAGCCAGGCUUGGACCUCAACCGUCCACACUCCUACAUCAGACAUACCGAUUAAGAGUUCAAGGUCACAGAUGUCAAAGCAAAGUUUAACUAGGUUCCACUCUACGAAGAUUGUGGCAAACUCGGAUGACGAGCCACUUCACUGUGAAUCCCCAACAGCAGAGGAGAUGCACCGCAGUGAUCAAGAAGUGGUUUGUGAUUCCUCGAGCCAGAGUAGCUCUCGGUCGAUGAUGAUGCGCCGGACCUCUAGUCGAUUCGGCUCAUUGGGCCCGGACUCGAAUGAGCCAGAGGAUCUGGCAGGUAAGGCUCUCCGGCCACAGAUCUCACGCCACAAUUCCACAAGGCUCGGGUCAUCACCAUGGUCAAGGUCCGACUCGACUCGAUUGCUGACUCGGUCCGAGAGCUCAAUGGUCAGGAGAGAGGACACCAACGGUGAAGACAGCUCAGCAAUUUAUGGGGACGAACUGGCUUGCCGAUCGCGGCGAGUCUCCGUGAUGUCACCGCAGGAGGUUCGGCAGCUAUCCGCGAGAGAGGCCGCGGCCUCCCAGGAGGCGGCGGAGGCUGCCGCUGCCGCCGUGGCGGACAGAGAGGAGGAAGGCAGUGACGGGGAGGAGACAGAGAGUUUCGAGGCUGCACAGCCGAAGAUGAUGUCACUGAUGGACCUGCUGGAGGAGACAGACAGGGAGAUGGGGUUGGAGGGAUCAAGGUAUGUGGUGGGUGAUGAGGAAGAUGAAGAAGAGGAGGAGGAGUUGGAAGAAGAGGAUGAUGGAGAGGAAGGUGGAGAGUUCAGUUGCUGCGUGUGCAUGGUGAGGCACAAGGGGUCUGCAUUCAUACCCUGUGGGCACACAUUUUGCAGGAUGUGCUCAAGAGAGCUGAUGGUCUCCCGGGGGAACUGCCCUCUCUGCAACAAGUUCAUCUUGGAGAUUCUCGACAUCUUCUAAGCAUAAGUGAAGAGUGAAGAGCUUUUUGGCUAUUUUGGUCAUUUUGUUCAAUCGCCAUACCUUAAAGAUUGAGAAGGAUAUAGUCAUUUUUGCGUUACUUGAGAAUAAGCUGUCAUUUUCUGCCUCUUGUCCUAUAGUUUUCUAUCUUCUCCUUUUGGAUUUACAGGAUCCGAACAGGUUAAUGCGAUGUAAGUUUGUGAGCCUAUCAAAGUUUUGAUUGUGUUGGAAACUAGCGGACUAGGAUCGAAUCCGAUUCCAGUGAGCAGGGAU